UUGUUGCCCUCACUCUGCUAAGCUAAGCAACGACGCCGGAGGAGGUCGUAUCGUGUUCGUCUCCAUUCACUUUAUACUGAUGGAAGUAGAAGUGGCGGACCUUUAUGCGACUAAUGCAGGACCAAUUGAUGGUUCAGUUUUAUAUGAUCAAGAUAAGCAUGUAUCUACGGCAGUUUGGGAAGGACAGGAGCGUGGUGCUCUCAGAUGCCAUGAACACACUUCAAAGCUUGAUCAAUGGACACUUACUCAUAAACAGAUUGAAUUGGUACAGAAGGCUGGUUUUGGGUACUUAAGAUCAAUUCCAGCCAUUAGUCUCGAUAACCCUCUUAUCUCUGCCCUGGUUGAAAGGUGGAGAAGAGAAACAAAUACUUUCCACCUAAAUGUUGGAGAAAUGACGGUAACCCUCAAAGAUGUUGCUCUCUUACUAGGUCUGGCUAUAGAUGGGGACCCUGUAAUAGGUAUAACAUAUACUGCAUGCAGUUCAGUCUGUGAAAAGUACCUUGGCAAAGCACCUGAAUCUGGUUAUACAAGUGGUGGAAUGGUGAAGCUGAGUUGGUUGAAAGAGUUCUUUUCUCACUGUCCUGAAAAUGCUUCAAUGGAAGUAAUAGAGCAACAUACUCGUGCCUAUCUUCUUUAUCUUGUAGGUAGUACCAUAUUUUCCACCACCACUGGGAACAAAGUCCCCGUAAUGUACUUGCCGUUAUUUGCGAAUUUUGAGCAAUGUGGAAGAUAUGCCUGGGGUGCAGCAGCAUUAGCAUUUUUAUAUAGAGCUCUGGGAAAUGCCUCUCUGAAAACUCAAAGCACUAUUAGUGGCUGUUUAACACUACUGCAGUGCUGGAGUUACUUUUACCUGAAUAUUGGCCGGCCAAAGCUUAACCACGAUCCUAUGCGUGAUCAAUUUCCAUUUGUGCUAAGAUGGAAAGGAAAACAAAGUGGUCCAACAGCAAAUCGUGAUGUAAUUUUCUACCGGAAGGCUUUGGAUUCCCUAAAACCAAGUGAUGUGGAGUGGCUGCCAUACAGAAGCAUGGACAGUACGGUAAUUCCAGAAGACAUCAAAAGCACUUUAAUUCUUGGGAGGUCAAAGACAAUGUUGAUAUGUUUUGACAAGGCAGAGAGGCAUCUUCCGAAUCGAUGCCUAAGGCAAUAUGGCAUGCUUCAAUCAGUUCCAGAGCAUGUGGAGCACUGGGAGAGGAAGAGUCGAGGAGUUGAUGGUGGUGUCAAUUUGUCAGGGAAAAUGGAAUCGGAGCUUAGUGAAUGGAUGGACCGGCAUCUCCAUAUUGUCGAGGGUUAUGAUGAGGUAGAUGAAAAUGAGUACAUACAAUGGUAUCUAAAAAUUACUCGCAGAUUUGUGGGAAGGCCUAUUUCUCUCUCAUCCGAGUUUCAAAGAACAAAUGCUGGUUUGAGGGAUAUCGCACAUAUAGCGGACACUUUUGCGACUGAUGGGCUGGAUGCAGAUCAAAUUGAAUCAAUUUCUAGAAUAAGAUUAAUUGCACAUGAAUGUUUGAGAGACCAGUUUGGUAGUCCAGCCAUAGUGCCAGCCACCCCACAAGUUGAGCUUGGAAAGAGGGUGAGAGGAAAGGAGAGGGUUAGAAGAAAAGGUUCUGGUAAACGAUUGCGGAGAGAUGAAGAUGAUGAUGCAGUUCAGUAUAAUGCAGCUAGUGAGGAUGAGCAACCUCAGUUCUACGGUGCUGCUAUGAAGAUUGAAGAAUUACAACUAAGUCAAGUCGACAGAGAACCGGAUCAAUCACAAAUCUAUGCGUUAGAUAAUGAGGUCAAUUCUGUCCUGUUAAUUCAUGCAGAUGGUGACAAUGGUGGUGAGAAUCUGCAUCUUUGUGAUGCAAACUUCGAGAUGGAUCAAUCAGCGUUAGCCUCUGCAGCUGGUGAAGAAAAUAAUGAGGAGCCAAGGCUUAUAUCUGCUGAGGUCAACAAUGAAGAACUAAAGCAUGCAGCUGGUGAGGUUAACAAAGAACUAAAACAUUUAGCUUCUGAGAAUAACAGUGAAGAAGCUGGCCAUCUGGCUUCUGAGGUUAACAAUGAAGAACUGAAGCAUUCAGCUGAUGCAGUUAUAAAGGAAGAACUGAACCAAGUGAAUGGCGAUGAAAAUGCUGAGCAAAUGGAUGCAACUAACAACGAGGUUCAUGAUGUACAACCUUCUGAUAUCUCUAAGGAAGUUGAUGAUUCACAGCUCUCUGGUGCAAGUCAUGAGAUCAAGAACACCAGUCCUUCUGAUGCUUCAUUAGAGGCCAAUAACUCAGAUCAUGUGACUUGA
Molecule: messenger RNA, 2269 nt
Organism: Neltuma alba
Lineage: Eukaryota; Viridiplantae; Streptophyta; Magnoliopsida; Fabales; Fabaceae
Product: protein MAIN-LIKE 2-like
Exons: 6
Coding region: 80-2269 (729 amino acids)
Biological process (GO): meristem maintenance; meristem development
Source: RefSeq, a predicted model, not a curated record